This is a messenger RNA of Thermothelomyces thermophilus ATCC 42464, 1659 nucleotides long. RefSeq lists its product as uncharacterized. The transcript has a single exon. Lineage: Eukaryota; Fungi; Ascomycota; Sordariomycetes; Sordariales; Chaetomiaceae. The record is from RefSeq and is a predicted model, not a curated record. The coding region runs from base 96 to 1316 and encodes 406 amino acids.
GGCAGGGACAGGAACAGAAGGGAGAUGAACGGCCAGAGCAUCCCCUUCACUGGCCCACUCCGCUCCACGACGUCAACUUUGGAUACUCCUGGAUCAUGAACAAUCUCGGGUCCGGCACCGAUGCAUCUGCAAAGCCUCGUCACGCCUACGUAUACGGCUCCUACCUCGGCGCCAGCCUCGCCGCCGGUCUAGCACUCACCGAGUCCCACGUCCCUGCCGCGCCCCAGCCCAUGACCGUCCGUGGUCUGAUAGCCUACAAUGGCAUCUAUAACUGGACCAUGUUCCUACCCGAUCAUCCCGUCCAGAGGCUCAGGAGCAAGUCCAGCUUGAGGAGAAGAAGGCGCGGCCUAGCGUCCCCGUUCGUCAACCUCAACGAGGACCCUAUCGAAGAAGAAGGCAUCUUCACCGACCUCGAACGUCACGCCCCCGGCCUGUUCGCCGAACCCUCCAACCUCUUUGACCCCUUCGCGUCCGCCUGCUUCUUCUUCCACUCCGCCAACCUCCACGUGCCCGACGACUUCACCACUCCGCUCUCCGCCUCCGGUCCCGCCAGCACGCUCUCGUCCGAGUUCACCGCCGCAAUCGACGCCCUCGCCAACCGCUCCCCCUCCCCAUCCGCCUCCGCAGAACGGGGAGGAGGCGGAGAAGAAGGAGACGGCGAGACGGCCGCGGAGCUCCUCUCCAGGGCGGCCCUCCUCGCCAAGCAGCAGAAACCCCCGCGAAAGGGCUACCUCGUCUUCCCACCCCGCGACUCCACCCUCCGCCUGCCCCCCGCCCUCUUCCUCUACUCCUCCCGUCAACACGGGCCACGUCCCCCGGCGGGCAGCGACAGCAGCAGCAGCAGAAGCAGAAGGAAGCAGAGCAGGAACAGCUUCGCCGCGCAGACCGCCGAGCUGGCGGGGCUGAUGAUGCGCAGCCUGGACAUGCACGAGCUCAGGCGCCGCGGUGGUGGCGGCGGCGGCGGGACCGGUCGGCCGGGGAAACAGUUUCCCCGGAAGGGCAUCACUGCGGGUGCCAACGCGAUGAAGGAGGAAGGGGGGGAGGGGGUGGCGGACGGGGAGGAGGACCGGUGGAAGGAGAUUGAGAGGCGGGUGCAGACGUUCGAGGUUCCCCUCUCCUCCUCCCUCUCCUCCUCCCUCUCCUCCUCCCUCUCCUCCUCCCUCUCCUGCUCCCUCUCCUCCUCCCCUUCCUCAUUUUCUUUUGAAGAGGGUCUUGGUUUGGAGGGGGAGGCGGAGCAGGUGAUUGCGGAAUGGCUCAGGGAAAGGAUUGACGAGGACUUUGGGGGAGAAAAAGAAGAAGGAAGAGAUGGGUCGUAGGCCGCAUAGAAAGACGUAGUGAUAUGUCCAUGUAGAUCGGAGAUACCCCCGUCGCGUAUAUAUGGCUUUUGUUUUCUUUCAAAUUCACGGUUGUAACUGUAAGCAAAAUAAGGUGUAUGUGUGUUUAUGUGUGUCUGUGUCUCACGCUCCUGGGGAGUCAAGUUUCUGUUGCUCAUGGAAAAUGCGCACGAACACGCACGCACACACAUUGAACCGCUGCCAGGCAAGCGUGACUUGAAAUGGCGGAACCCUCUCUAUCGUCGUCGAUUUUAUUUGUUGCACAGGAAUCUGCCGAGCAUUCUCCUCUCCCUCCUCGAACUCGUCAUCCUCACCAUGUUUCCAC